Molecule: messenger RNA, 637 nt
Organism: Anguilla anguilla (European eel)
Lineage: Eukaryota; Metazoa; Chordata; Actinopteri; Anguilliformes; Anguillidae
Gene: atg12
Product: ATG12 autophagy related 12 homolog (S. cerevisiae)
Exons: 4
Coding region: 62-424 (120 amino acids)
Biological process (GO): autophagosome assembly; nucleophagy; autophagy of mitochondrion
Cellular component (GO): phagophore assembly site membrane; cytoplasm; Atg12-Atg5-Atg16 complex
Source: RefSeq, a predicted model, not a curated record
AUAUUGUAGCGUCAUCCCUGGCGCAACGCAAGACAGAACAGACUUUGCCAUUAUAUUUAACAUGUCUGAAAAUGCAGAGUCUCCCACCGAAACUACAAAAGAUGAGCCUACGACCGCGUCACCUCUUGCCGAAAACUCUGGGACAAAUGAAGAGAAGAAAAAAAUUGACGUUCUGCUGAAAGCGGUAGGGGACACUCCUAUCAUGAAGACAAAGAAAUGGGCGGUGGAACGGGGAAGAACUGUGCAGUCGCUUUCUUCCUUCAUCUCGCGCUUCCUCAAGAUGGAGCCCAGUGAACAACUGUUCAUUUAUGUCAAUCAGUCUUUUGCCCCAUCGCCUGACCAGGACGUGGGUGUGUUAUUUGAAUGUUUUGGCAGUGACGGGAAGCUGGUUCUUCAUUAUUGUAAAUCUCAAGCCUGGGGCUGAGAUUCUGAGAUGGAUCCUCUUCUUUUUUCUUUUUUUUUUUGCUUUUUUGCCCCCUCCCACAAACUGACACUGCACAUCCUACAGACAUGUUGGCCUCACCCACUAGGUUGUUUUUACAAUUGUUGUUAUUACGAAUGCUAGUGUUACCAUUAACAGCUCUUGUUUCUAUUUUCUGUACAUAUCCCAUUGUAAAUAAAUUGGUUUAACAAGGUC